Messenger RNA from Zea mays, 2062 nucleotides. RefSeq lists its product as uncharacterized. Gene Ontology annotation, cellular component: plasma membrane; cytoplasm. The transcript has 16 exons. Gene Ontology annotation, biological process: endosomal transport; endocytosis. The record is from RefSeq and is marked provisional. Gene Ontology annotation, molecular function: calcium ion binding; GTP binding; protein binding. Lineage: Eukaryota; Viridiplantae; Streptophyta; Magnoliopsida; Poales; Poaceae. Bases 64 to 1695 code for a protein of 543 amino acids.
CUCUCCUCGUCUCCGCCUCCCCGGACUCCGGCAGGGAGGGAGGUGAACGGGCCGGGGAGAGAGAUGGGGCCGGACUCGUCGCCCAAGAAGUUGAGCCUCAAGGAGCAGCGCGCUGCCUACCUCCAGUGGUUCGCCCUCGCCGACGAAGACGGAGAUGGCCGUCUGACGGGGAACGAUGCGCUCAGGUUCUUCGCCAUGUCCAACCUCUCCAAGCCCGAGCUGAAGCAGGUUUGGGCGAUCGCUGAUUCCAAACGCCAAGGAUAUCUUGGAUUCUACGAGUUCAUGACUGCCAUGCAGCUGGUUUCUCUCGCACAAGCAGGGAACGAAAUCAAUCAAGACACCCUUCCAAAUGCAGAUCUCGAGAAGUUGCAGCUCCCCACAAUGGAUGGUCUGGCUAAAAAACUAAAAAAGAACUCUGGGAGCAAGGUCGAGUCUGCUAUUGUUGCAUGUCAUCCAUCAGAAGCACCUACUAUGACUGCCAGCUGGUUUAACUCCAAGUCAGGAAAGAAGAUUCCUUUGAAAUCAGUCACUUCAAUCGUCGAUGGGCUAAAGAAAUCGUACAUUGAGAAGUUGAGGCCCUUGGAAAAAACCUAUCAGUUCCAUGACUUCGUGUCUCCCUUGCUGACUAGCAGCGAUUUCGAUGCGAAGCCAAUGGUCAUGCUGUUGGGUCAAUACUCCACGGGGAAAACAACAUUCAUAAAGCAUUUACUAAAAACAAGUUAUCCAGGCGCUCAUAUUGGGCCAGAGCCUACAACGGACAGGUUUGUUGUCAUCACUUCUGGACCAGACGAAAGAUGCAUUCCUGGAAACACCAUCGCCGUCCAAGCUGACAUGCCAUACAGUGGCCUGUCAUCGUUCGGAACAGCAUUUUUGUCCAAGUUCGAAUGUUCUCAGAUGCCACAUCCACUGUUAGAGCACGUGACCUUCGUGGACACUCCAGGAGUUUUAUCAGGGGAGAAGCAGCGGACGCAGCGCAGCUACGAUUUCACCGGAGUCACGUCGUGGUUUGCGGCCAAGUGCGACCUCAUCCUUCUCCUGUUUGAUCCGCAUAAGCUUGACAUCAGCGAUGAGUUCAAGCGUGUGAUCGGGUCUCUCCGCGGGCAUGAUGACAAGAUACGCAUAGUUCUCAACAAGGCCGACCAAGUUGAUGCACAGCAGCUGAUGAGAGUGUACGGAGCACUGCUGUGGUCGCUCGGGAAAGUCCUGAACACACCAGAAGUCAUGCGUGUCUACAUAGGUUCAUUCAACGACAAGCCGAUCAGGGAGACAGCGGCUGGGCCGCUGGGCAUGGAGCUGUUCCAGAAGGAACAAGAUGACUUGCUCUCGGACCUGAACGACAUCCCCAAGAAGGCCUGCGACCGUCGGAUCAACGAGUUCGUGAAGCGGGCAAGGGCGGCUAAAGUCCACGCGCACAUAAUCAGCCAUCUGAAGAAAGAGAUGCCUGCACUGAUGGGCAAGGCCAAGGCUCAGCAGAAGCUGCUCGACGGGCUGGAUCAACAGUUCGCCAAGGUCCAGAAGGAGCUGCACCUGCCGCCAGGGGACUUCCCGAGCGUGGAGGAGUACAGGGAGCUCCUGAGCGCCUACAACUUCGACAGGUUCGAGAAGCUGAGGCCCAAGAUGGUCCAGGGCGUGGACGACAUGCUGGCCUACGACAUCCCGGACCUCCUGAAGAAGUUCAGGAACCCCUACGACUGAAGCCGGAAACCCACUCUCUUGCCUCCUCGGGGAGGGGUGGCAGAGCUUCAGCGACGGACGAGGAGGACGUGCCGGUGCAGCAGCGGUUCAUCUGGUCAGGGAAGAGAAAGAUGCGGCGCCUUUUCACGACUCCAUCUCUCUUCUGGAUUACUCAGUGCUGCAGCGUAAACUCGCGCGCAGUUCCCUGUAAAAGCUGGAGCUUUUCUGAGCGUGUAGGUGCGUUGGUGGAACUUGGGCCCCCACCCAAGAUCUCACCUAUCUGCACUGGGCUGGCCGGCUGUGCCCGUCGCCAACCACCGUGCUUCCGCCAUUGCGUCGCCGCAUAACCUUGGCCAAGCGUGAACUUCAUAUAAUACCAACUUCAUAU